CCGACAAGACACCUACCAGAAAGCUAUCGAUAUAUAUCGAUUGCGCGUCCACCUCUGAAAAAUGGUGCCAACAUCCGGUUGUCAAAUUUUUCUUUCUUUCCCAUCCACGACGAGCAAGGGUCGACAUGAGUUCUCUAAAGCUCCAAAAGAGGCUCGCAGCCUCCGUACUGCGAUGCGGCAAGAAGAAGGUCUGGUUGGAUCCCAAUGAAAUCAACGAGAUCGCCAACACAAACUCGCGCCAAAACAUCCGCAAGUUGAUCAAGGAUGGUCUGAUCAUCAAGAAGCCCGUCGUGGUCCACUCCCGCUACCGCGUCCGCAAGAACACUGAGGCCCGUCGCAAGGGUCGCCACUGCGGCUUCGGUAAGCGCAAGGGUACAGCGAACGCCCGCAUGCCCACCAAGCUGCUGUGGAUGCAGCGCCAGCGCGUCCUGCGUCGUCUGCUGAAGAAGUACCGCGACAGCAAGAAGAUCGAUCGCCAUCUGUACCACGACCUGUACAUGAAGUGCAAGGGUAACGUGUUCAAGAACAAGCGCGUCCUCAUGGAGUACAUCCACAAGAAGAAGGCCGAGAAGCAGCGCAGCAAGAUGCUGGCUGACCAGGCCGAGGCUCGCCGACAGAAGGUGCGCGAGGCACGCAAGCGCCGCGAGGAGCGCAUCGCCACCAAGAAGCAGGAACUCAUUGCCCUGCACGCUAAGGAGGACGAGAUCGCUGCCAAGGCCGCCACCGCGGGUCACUAAGCAGUCCAACCCGCUAGCCGGGCUCACAAUAUUAAUAGUAAUUGUUCAUCAACUGAAUAAAACAAAAACUUGGUUUGGCCGAAGUGAUUUUGUACAAACGUGAAAA
Messenger RNA from Drosophila ananassae, 843 nucleotides. It is a transcript of the gene RpL19, whose product is annotated as 60S ribosomal protein L19. Gene Ontology annotation, cellular component: cytosolic large ribosomal subunit; ribosome. Gene Ontology annotation, molecular function: structural constituent of ribosome; RNA binding. The record is from RefSeq and is a predicted model, not a curated record. Lineage: Eukaryota; Metazoa; Arthropoda; Insecta; Diptera; Drosophilidae. The coding region runs from base 126 to 737 and encodes 203 amino acids. Gene Ontology annotation, biological process: translation. The transcript is spliced from 3 exons.